CGACCGCGUCGUGCACGGCGCAGCGCACAGCGCAGUAGCACACUUUCUUCGGGCGGCAGAAAGCGAGUGACGGGUAGUAGGCAAGCGAUAACUGAAGACUCUCUCCCUCGCCGCCGCAUCCCGAGGUCUCCGUAGUGUUCACCCGUGGCCGUUUAACAAUCCCCGGAACCGUCCUGUCGCGAAGCUCAUACUCCUCGUUUGCACCCGGGGCGGACUGCUCCUCUCGGCCAGAGCGGCACCAUCGUAGCUGGCAGCGGGAGCGGCGAGAGAAUAACGUUGAAAAAAAAGAAGAUGACGAUGAGCGCAACGGAUUCGGAGAAGAUAAAACUCGGUGGCUCUUCCGCCAUCCAUGUAGGUCCGAUCGUGACGAGUGGAUCCAACGAGACGAUCUCGAUCGUGAUUCCGCUGUCGGCUCAAGUCUCAACGUUGGCCAGCCAAGUGACAACGGACGAGGCGCGUGCUAGUGCCUGCAACGAUUGUGGCAAGGAUUUUCCGGCCACCGCAGCUGCCCCAGGACGAUCCCGACCAGCCGACAACUCGAAGGGAUGCCCUUUCCCCACAUGCAGUCGUUACGGCAGAGCCUUCUCCAGGGCACACGACCUCAAGCGCCACAUAGCUCGGCACGAGGCGAAGAAAGAGAGGCUUUCGGACACCGUCAACGUCCGCGUUCAUCGUUGUUCAACCUGCGGCGAACAUUUUCUCAGUGACGCUGUACUGCAGAAACACUCACAGAUCCACGACAGGACGAAUCAACGCGAGGAGGAAACACAGAAUUUUCUCUGUCAUAUUUGCAAAAAGAGAUAUGGCCACGAAAAGAAACUCAAGGUUCAUCUGGCAACGCAUGAUAAGAAAUCAAUUUCCACGAUGUGCGCACUAUGCGGCCUGAGGUUUGAAGACGACGGUGAAUUGCAGACGCAUAUGAAGGAGCACACAAGUUGCGGCCUCCUUGGGGCAGAGACUUCCUUACAAGGCAUCAGGUCCUUACCUCAGAUCGAGAAUACGGAGGAGGAAUUUUUCACAAAUGAGGAAAACCUCGACAAGGUUCCUGGGAAGAUGUUCGCGGCUUCGGAGCAGCCCACCGUCGCAGACGUUGACAAAAACGCGAAUAACAACGCGUCUGACAAAAUCCGUUGCGACUACUGCUGGAAGACGUUCAAGUCAAAAUGGACGCUGAACUCGCAUGUCGCUGCCCACGAGGGCAGAUUCCAAUUUGAUUGCGAUCAAUGCGGCAAAAGGUUCGUCCGGAAGAGUCACUUCGAGGGUCACAGACGGUCACACGAAGCCGCACGACCGUACGCCUGCGAGAUAUGCGGAAGCACCUUCAAGCAGGCGAAGCACCGCAGGGAGCACAUCAAGAGGAAGCAUCCUGGGACUCGGAAUGCCGUCCAAAAUCUCUUGGAUAGCAUCAGCGCUUGCGUUUCCGAGGAGUCCUCGAUCGACCAACCCAAGUUCACUCUUCUCGUUCCUGUCGAGUUCAAUCCAUGAGUCCUGCAGUCUCGUUACACCUUGCGUUUGCCGAAAGAUUGCCGUACAGUGUAGAGAAAUACUUAUGUCAACACUAAUUGUUGAUGUCAUUGUUCAGACUUCGGUACGUGGUGAUGCGGUACCAUUAAUUUUUUGUUAAUAGGACGAUGAACAGUAUAUACUGGUUCAAAUGCGGAAAGUAGGCAAUUUUCGGUGAGUUUGAAGUUUGCAGCGUGAGCCAAGGUGAGCGCUGCAGCAAUCACACUAGUCAAAUAUCGUCUACCCACACACGCUAUUUUCUGCAAUUUUCGUGAAGGAAAGUUACAUUUGCGAAGCGGUAGAGGCGUAACUCACAGCGCGUAAAGUAAAAUUGAGGUUAAGUAACUUACGCUCAAGACACAUUCGUAAAUGCGCAAAAACUGCUCCGCCAGAACUAUUUUUCCGCAUUGUUCGAGAAUGGGGCACUUUACGCACGCUCUACAGGCUUCGAAAAUUGAACUUUCUAAUCAGGUUUUGAAGUAAUAUUAAUAAGUACAAAACAGUAUCUGGACAAGUUGUAAUACCUUUUUUUUUUCACCUCCGUGGUCACGAUUUUGUAAAUCGUCCUCGUCAUAACUAGAUAUGGUAGAUGUUAUAGUAAAUAAUAAUUUCAAUACACUCAUUGCAGUACCUAUCUACACAGUAAUUCAAUGUUGUUUCUGUCCACUUUAACCGAUUACUUCCCGACGCCAUUACUUUACUUUAUGCAUAACAAUACAUAUUGGAAAAAAUAUUUAAAACGAACUGACGUGCCUUUAGGAUUUUUUUUAAUCAAUGGCUUUCACUUCGGUGUAGUUGCACAUUCUUUCGAUGAACGAUCACCUUACAGAUCUUGCCUGUUAUUGUUGUUAGUCAACAAAGUAUGGAGAAAUCCAAGAAAUAAAAUCAUAUGCUAGUUUGAUCUAAAGUUAUCUACUCAACAAUUAUUUUCAACAAAGGAAAUUUCAAUGAACAAGAGUAUCAUAUUUUACUAUUUAAAAUAACAAUGGAAUAUUAUAAACCUAUGAAACUGUAAUCGAAAAAUGCCUUUAGGACACGCUAGUUCUUUAUAAUAUAUCACGUGUCAAGAUUUUGUACAUAACCAUACUGCAGAAAAUUUCUAACGACAGAAGAAUGUAUGAUCAAUGCUGUUGUUGUUAUAAGUCAGUUAUUUUCACAGUGUAGAAAAUGUAUUAUGGGUGCAAUUUAUACCCAUGUAAACCAAAAACGUCGUUUAUUGUAGAAUUACUUAAAUACAGUAAUUAAAAAGAUC
Diprion similis is the source of this 2755-nucleotide messenger RNA. RefSeq names its product zinc finger protein 846-like. NCBI's taxonomy places the organism in Eukaryota, Metazoa, Arthropoda, Insecta, Hymenoptera, Diprionidae. Gene Ontology annotation, cellular component: nucleus. The record is from RefSeq and is a predicted model, not a curated record. The transcript has 3 exons. Gene Ontology annotation, molecular function: RNA polymerase II transcription regulatory region sequence-specific DNA binding; DNA-binding transcription factor activity, RNA polymerase II-specific. The coding region runs from base 292 to 1485 and encodes 397 amino acids. Gene Ontology annotation, biological process: regulation of transcription by RNA polymerase II.